Messenger RNA from Lactuca virosa, 889 nucleotides. Lineage: Eukaryota; Viridiplantae; Streptophyta; Magnoliopsida; Asterales; Asteraceae. The record is from the annotation of a GenBank genome assembly.
AGUUAACCCUAUUACCGGAGAGGGUAUUCCAAGACUCGUUACUCUAAUCCCUGGCGAUGGGAUCGGCCCUUUGGUGACCGGCGCCGUUGAACAGGUCUUCGAGGCAAUGCGUGCGCCGGUUACCUUCGAGAAAUUUGAAGUUCAUGGCGACAUGAACACGAUACCCGAUGAUGUUAUGGCUUCGAUUAAGAAGAAUAGAGUUUGUUUGAAGGGCGGAUUGAUUACGCCGGUGGGCGGAGGGGUUAAUUCGUUGAAUCUUCUGUUGAGGAAAGAACUGGAUUUGUAUGUCUCGCUUGUGAGCUGUUUUAAUUUGCCUGGGUUGCCUUCUAGGCAUGAAAACGUCGAUAUCGUGGUGAUAAGGGAGAACACGGAGGGGGAGUAUUCGGGUUUGGAGCAUGAGGUUGUUCCUGGUGUCGUUGAAAGUCUUAAGGUGAUAACAAAGUUCUGCUCUGAACGCAUAGCACAGUAUGCUUUUGAAUAUGCUCAUCUCAACAACAGAAAGACUGUAACAGCUGUUCAUAAAGCAAACAUCAUGAAGCUUGCAGAUGGUCUUUUCUUGGAAUCUUGUAGGGAGAUUUCUAAAAGAUAUCCCAACAUCAAAUACAACGAAAUCAUUGUUGAUAAUUGCUGCAUGCAACUUGUUUCAAAGCCUGAUCAAUUCGAUGUCAUGGUGACUCCUAACCUUUAUGGCAACCUAGUUGCAAACACUGCAGCUGGAAUUGCUGGUGGGACGGGUGUCAUGCCAGGAGGAAAUGUUGGAACUGAGUAUGCAAUCUUUGAGCAAGACUUCUUCGAUCUCAACCUCUUUGGAUCUGCAGAAAUGAUGGAGGUGGUGGAGUCGGGUUUCGGGGUUACCCGAGGCGAAGGUUUUGAUGAUGAAAGGGGAUAA